Molecule: messenger RNA, 564 nt
Organism: Leptonychotes weddellii (Weddell seal)
Lineage: Eukaryota; Metazoa; Chordata; Mammalia; Carnivora; Phocidae
Source: RefSeq, a predicted model, not a curated record
AUGCUACUGCACCUGUCCAGGAUCCUUCACGUAGCCCUGGGCAAGCACAACCUGAGGAAUUGGGAGGCCACCCAGCAGGUGCUGCGUGUGGUUCGCCAGGUGCCACACCCCCAGUACAACUCCCGGACCCACAAUAAUGACUUGAUGCUGCUGCAGCUGAAGCAGCCUGUUCGGCUGGGGAGGGCGGUGAGGCCCAUCACCAUAGCCAGUUCCUGUGCCAGCCCAGGGACUCCCUGCCAUGUGUCAGGCUGGGGCACCACAUCUAGCCCCAUUGUCAAGUACCCCAACUCCCUGCAAUGUGUGAACAUCAACAUCUCCUCGGAUCAGGAGUGUCGGCAGGCUUAUUCCCAUGCUGUCACUCCUGGCAUGGUCUGUGCAGGUGUUCCCCAAGGUGGGAAGGACUCCUGUCAGGGUGACUCAGGGGGACCCCUGGUGUGCAAAGGACAGCUCCAAGGUCUUGUGUCCUGGGGGAUGGAACGUUGUGCCCUGCCCGGCUAUCCCGGAGUUUACACCAACCUGUGCAAGUACCAAACCUGGAUCCAGAAAACCAUACGGAGCAAAUGA